AAAAAAAUAUCAAACAGUUUUGCGAGCACCUGCGAACGAGACGUGUGUUACGUUUUUAUCGUGACUACUGUGCGUUCGCAAUAUUGUAGAUAAAGACUGUUUUAUACGAUUAUCUUGAUAUAGAAUCGUUUUUGCUUUAUUUUUGUGCAUCAAAAGUUUUAUUUGAAUGGAAAAAUAAGGACAUAGACGUGUAUUUUAUGGAAAAUAGACUAUAAAUAGUGUUGUGUUUGUAUUCGGUGUUGGGGCAAAAUAUUGCGAUAAUAGAGAGUUUCUACCAGCUGCUUGGGCAUAGUAUGCUUCAUAUUUUGCCUGCUGCAGCACGGUUCCUCGACGGGUAUGGGGCAGCAGUCGACUACGCGGCCGCCGCUCUGAGCCACAACAACACAGAGGCUGCGUCAGCGACGUCAUGACGAAAACCUCCCACCGCAACAUCGAGUUACAUUUUUGAGUUCACAAUUCAGCAUAUCAAGCAGUGUCUGUUCUCAGUGUUGUGCAAAUACAUGUGAAACUUCGCGAACGAUAACGAUAUUUUAUCGCGUUCUUAACUAAAUCCAUUGCGUCUGUUUUCGUUAACCGAUAGCGCAGUAGAUAAGUCGUGCUGAUUUCGAACGAGCGUCACACCGCGCCGCGCUGCGUACUACAGCUGAUAUUAAUGUUUAGAAACAUUUGGACCGUGCGAGUGUGUCGUGAACUGUGCACAGCUACAUUGUGUAGUGUUACUUUGUUUUUUGAGUAUCGGAUGUGUAUUGGAGUUUGAGAAUAUGCGUUCGGAAGAGUUGUGGUGCAGUAUAGCGGCGCUAGGGUGGAUUGCGUUGGUGGGAUGCCACGCGCCGGGGAGUGAGCUGGAGUCGGUGCGAUACGGGCCCGCCGAAGAGCGGACGCCGUUCGACACCUUCACGGUGGCGAACAUCAACAUCACUUACGAGGAUGAACAUGGAAUCAUGUACACAGAGAUAUCUGAGUCGGGGAAGUAUGGAGAGGGCUUCAUCGCGUUGUCGUCCCGGGGAGUCGCGGUGCACGUCCGCGCGAAAGGCCCGGACGGCGAGAAGGACCACACGGGGUGCUCCUGGCCGCUGCUGUCGGUGGCUGCCCCCAAUGACCCGCUGCCCACCGAGCCGUGGAUCGCUGUCAUCAAGCGCGGGAGCUGCAACUUUGAAAUUAAGGUGCAAAAUGCGUGGAAAGCGAACGCGACGGCGGUGCUGGUCUACAACGACAGGGACACCACACUCCUGGAGAAGAUGAAGCUGUCGACCGAUAAUGGACGCAACAUAUCCGCGGUGUUCACGUACAAGUGGAAGGGCGAGGAGAUCACGCGGCUCAUCGACAACGGCACGCGCGUCAUGAUCGGCAUCCUCAAAGGCCGGACAUUCGCCAACGUCAGCAACAAUAUUAACAAAACGUCAGUGCUAUUCGUGUCGAUAUCGUUCAUCGUGCUGAUGGUGAUAUCGCUGGCGUGGCUGGUGUUCUACUACAUCCAGCGCUUCCGGUACAUACACGCCAAGGACAGGCUCUCUAAACGUUUGUGUUGCGCGGCGAAAAAGGCGCUGUCCAAAAUACCUGUUAAGAGUUUAAAGACUGAAGAUAGAGAAGUACAGGGCGAUGGCGAAUGCUGCGCCAUAUGCAUAGAACCUUAUAAAGUUUCAGAAACGCUUAGAUCUCUUCCUUGUAGACACGACUUCCACAAGAACUGCAUAGAUCCGUGGCUGCUCGAGCACCGCACUUGUCCUAUGUGCAAGAUGGACAUCCUUAAGUACUAUGGUUUUGUGUACACGGGUAGUCAAGAGAGCAUCCUCCAGCUGGAGGUGGAGGAAGCCCGAAGCCGCGCGCGCAGCCCCGCCCGCGCCCGCCACCCGCUCACGCUGCUGACGAGCGACAACUCGUACUCGGAGGCGGCCAGCGAGCGCAGCAGCCGCGCGUCGUCGCCCGACGAGCUCGUGGCCACGCUGGCCAGGUCCGUGCCCGAACAAGAGCCCUAGGUCGUGCGCAUCGUCUCCUUCGGGGUCGCAUGGUGAGCCGUCGCAGGCGCCCGACGCGUCCGACGCGCCGCUGCAAGGUUCGCCAAGGGAAGCCCGCGCCACGCCAAGCCCCUAAGCCGUGCCGCGUGAGCGAGACUCAGUGCAGUGUGAUGUGUUCAAUAAACAAAUACUCAACAAUAGUGGUUCGAACUUCCAGUGAAAUGUGGAUGACAAGUGAUAUUUUGUUUAAGCUAGUUUUAUAUUAGGUAGGCAUCCGCUACUCCGCCUAGUCAACGAAAUAGUGUUGUAAUCUAAAGCCCGGUCUGUGAGCACGUAGAAUUUUGUCCAAUGACCCCAAGCUCGCACACUCACUGCGGGCGCCCGUCGCCCAGUCGCGACAGCAAUAUAAUUACGCGCGAGCGAUAAGGAUGGGUAGCUUGGGGUCAUUGGACAAAAUUCUACGUGCUCACAGACCAGACUAUACCCGUACCUCGCCGGUCUGAUGGCUCGUCUGUGACGGUUAUGACUAUGUAGCUGUUCGUUUUGUGGUGCACCUCACAGACUUGCUAGUGGAAGCGGCGAGAAUGUAUCGACAGCACGUCAAACUUAACAACAAUUAUUAUUGUAAUAGAUGCUAACUUGCAACAUUAAUGUGUAGUGUGAUGUGCUGUUGAUUGUACUUGUUGUAACUUGACUACGUAACACCAUCGAUAACGGAUAAUAAAACCAAAUACACAGUGGCAUAACAUUGUAAUUUAACGAUUUUGUAGAAAAAAAAAUUAAAACUGAUAAAAAUGCGAGUAUGUACGUGUUUCUGUAGUUAUUGUGUACUUACGAAUUCCUGUUAUUUAAAUGUUUAAAAUCGGUUACAUAAACAAAUCACGAGGGUUUAAAAAUGUUAAGUUUUAAAUUUUUCGUAAUAAUAUUGUUUUUACAACCAAGUCUCAAACUUAGGCAACGCUGUUGAGUACAGUCUGGACGUUUAACAAAACUGCCGAAUUAAAAAUAUUGAAUUAAGUCGAGCCACUGUACUUAAAAUGUUAAUAUUUGGUUCAUGAUCUCAUAAUGUAUCCUAAAACUUAACCUUUAUUUGUAACAUUUAUUUUUGGUAACCCGGUUGUGUAUUGGCCAUGAAUUUAAUUAGGAACUAUUUGUAUUUGUGAUGAACUUCCCAGGAUAUUUUAUCUUUAUAAUUGGUGGCUAAUAAUCAGUCUCCGCCACUUUUCUUUUAAAUGUUCAAAAUCAAAGGCUUUAGCAUAUUAAAAUUUACUAAAUCAUGUACUUAUAAAAUAUUCUUUUAAAUAAGUGAUCCAUUU
Ostrinia furnacalis (Asian corn borer) is the source of this 3271-nucleotide messenger RNA. RefSeq names its product ring finger protein goliath. Bases 762 to 1976 code for a protein of 404 amino acids. The transcript is spliced from 12 exons. NCBI's taxonomy places the organism in Eukaryota, Metazoa, Arthropoda, Insecta, Lepidoptera, Crambidae. The record is from RefSeq and is a predicted model, not a curated record.